AUGGACAAUUUUCCACCGGAAGUGCGGCAUAUUUUGGCACCCGCCUUCGGCAUUCUUUGCGCGACGCAACUUACUCAGAUGGCUGAUCGGCUUAUGGAGAUGCACGUCUUUUCCAAGCCGUCUAUUUCAGCGCUCUCAACUCCCUCAUCUCCUCCUGCGUCUCCCAUUUCGCAGUUAGAGAUCGAGCUCAACAAGCUAGCCGAUGAUAUAGCCGCUCUCCAGAAGCCCACAGUUUCUGCCUCAUCUCGGAGCCAACCGCAGCCGUCCACCCCACAUGUCCAGUCUUCUCAUUCAGCCAGUCCAAACGCAGCUGCCACCUGCUGGUACCGCACUACUUUCGGUGUUAAAGCCCGUCGCUGCGUCUCUCCUUGCUCCUUCACUUUCAAGCAGAACAAACGGGUAAAACCGGUCAGCCGGAAGGUCAGUGCAAGCAAUCUUUCCGACAGCUCUAACCCUGGUCGCACAUUUUACGUCCGCGACACCCGGAGUGGCAGACGUUUCUUGGUUGACACUGGUGCCCAGCUAAAUGUCAUUCCACCCACACCAGCUGAUCGUCGGUGCCCCAAUCCCGGUCUUUUCCUACAGGCCGUCAACACAUCGCCGAUUACCACAUUUGGCACCUGUUCCCUCUCUCUGGACAUCGGUCUCCGGCGUCUCUUCCCUUGGGUCUUCGUCGUUGCUGACAUCCCCUGUGCAAUUCUUGGUGCAGAUUUCCUCGCCGCUUUCGAUCUUCUGGUCGACUGCCGUCAGUCACGUCUACACGACAAGACCACCAACCUCACUGUCCGGGGUAUCGUUUCCUCCGACGCCUCCCGUCAUCUUGCCGUCUUGGACCCUGAACCCGAGAAUCAAUUUCGGCAACUCCUCGCCAAAUACCCCGGCCUCACUCGUCCCAACUUCAACGUUUCUAUUCCACCACAUGACGUUGUUCACCACAUUCGGACCACCGGCCCUCCCGUGUUUUCACGCCCACGCCGUCUCGCGCCUACACGUCUUGCUGCCGCCAAGAACGAAUUCGGGCACAUGUUUCAAAUGGACAUCAUCCGCCAGUCUGAAAGCCCAUGGGCCUCACCCCUCCCCAUGGUUCCAAAGGCUGCCACUGGUGACUGGCGCCCCUGCGGUGAUUACAGGGCCCUGAACAACGUUACUGUCCCGGACCGCUAUCCUGUCCCACAUCUUCAUGAUUUUGCCGGUGCCCUAUUCGGCAAGUCUGUAUUCUCGAAGAUCGAUCUGGUCCGUGCUUUCCACCAAAUUCCCAUAGCCCCUGAGGACGUUUCGAAGACGGCCGUUACCACCCCCUUUGGUCUCUUUGAGUUCCUGCGCAUGCCGUUUGGACUUCGCAACGCCUCCCAGACCUUCCAAAGGUUCGUAGACAGAGUGCUUCGCGGCUUACCGUUUGUCUACGCCUAUAUCGACGACCUUCUCGUAGCCAGCUCCACCACCGAAGAACACAUGGAGCAUCUGGCAACGGUGUUUGACCGCCUUCAACAAUUUGGCGUUGUCCUCAACCCGUCAAAGUGCGUCCUCGGUGUGCCCUCCCUAGAAUUUAUCGGUCAUCUGGUCGACUCCCACGGCAUUCGGCCUCUUCCCUCAAAGGUUGCCGCCAUUCGGGACUUUCCACCCCCUACCUCGAAGCGUCAGUUGCAACGGUUUCUUGGUAUGGUGAACUUUUAUCGCCGGUUUCUCCCAAACUGUGCCGACACCAUCCUACCUCUGACCAGUCUCCUCUCUGGUUUUAAGCGCACCUUUGAACUUACAUCAGCCGCACUCACGUCAUUCGAGCAGGUAAAAACCCUUCUGGCUGACGCCACCCUCCUGACUCACUUUCACGCUGAUGCACCCAUAUCUUUGAUGGUCGAUGCCUCCAAUGUUGCUUUUGGCGCGGUUCUUCAACAAAGUCUGCCGGAUUCUACCGUGCCUUUGGCUUUCUUCUCCAAGAAACUGUCCAAGGCCGAAACCCCCUACAGCACAUUCGGACGUGAACUUCUCGCCGCUUAUCUUGCCGUAAGGCACUUCCGGCAUUUACUCGAAGGUCGAGAGUUCACAAUUUUCACUGAUCAUAAGCCACUCACGUUUGCAAUACAUUCCCACUCUGACAAGCUAAGCCCCCGGGAGAUCCGUCACCUGGACCACAUUUCGCAGUUCACUUCAGACAUCCGCCAUAUUGACGGGUCACUGAAUGAGGUGGCUGACGCACUCUCAAGGCCCUCUUUUGCUCAUCUUCAGCUUUCACCCGGGAUAGACCUCGCUGAGAUGGCCGCUGAACAACACCGUGUCGGUCCACCCUGUGAUGAGGAUGUUUCCGGACUCCAACUUCAGGAACUACCACUGAUGACUGGCAACGGCACCAUUUUAUGCGACGUAUCCACCCCUUCCCAUCGUCCAUUUGCGCCACCAUCCCUCCGCCGCAAAGUUUUCUCCUCCCUGCACAAUCUGUCUCACCCCGGGAGUCGAGCAACCGACAAGCUGGUUUCCGACCGCUUCGUCUGGCCUGGAAUGCAUAAGGACCUGAAAGCAUGGACACGGGCGUGUCUCGGCUGUCAACGGAAUAAGGUCCGACGGCAGAACAAAACUCCCAUUGGCACCUUCCCUACUCCGGACGCACGGUUCAGUCAUAUCCACCUGGACAUCGUAGGCCCACUGCCUCUGUCCAAUGGCUGCUCCUAUCCCCUUACCUGCGUGGAUCGAUUCACCCGGUGGCCAGAAGCUAUUCCACUGCCUGAUGUCGCAGAUCCAACGGUCGUCAAGGCUUUCCUCAGUCGUUGGGUUGCCAUUUUCGGUGCUCCCUCCAUUAUCACGACUGACCGUGGUGCCCAAUUUGAAUCUCACCUCUUCCAGUCUUUACUCUCAUUUUAA
This is a messenger RNA of Spirometra erinaceieuropaei, 2856 nucleotides long. Lineage: Eukaryota; Metazoa; Platyhelminthes; Cestoda; Diphyllobothriidea; Diphyllobothriidae. The record is from the annotation of a GenBank genome assembly.